Seriola dumerili (greater amberjack) is the source of this 2040-nucleotide messenger RNA. It is a transcript of the gene bloc1s6, whose product is annotated as biogenesis of lysosomal organelles complex 1 subunit 6. The transcript is spliced from 6 exons. NCBI's taxonomy places the organism in Eukaryota, Metazoa, Chordata, Actinopteri, Carangiformes, Carangidae. Gene Ontology annotation, cellular component: transport vesicle; BLOC-1 complex; extrinsic component of membrane. Gene Ontology annotation, biological process: intracellular transport. The coding region runs from base 144 to 662 and encodes 172 amino acids. The record is from RefSeq and is a predicted model, not a curated record.
AUCACAUGACGCCUGGUCGGACGCAGCAGCAAAACUCCAAAACCUCACUAACCGUGGUUUCUCCUCUGGCUUAGGGUCAACAAAACUCAACUCCUGACACCUGCAGGUUAUAAAAGCAGACUGGGUCAACAGAGUCGCUGCAUAUGGAGGUAGAGGGGAUGGAAGAUGAAGGACCUUCGUCCCAGAGUGAACUUUCACAGAGUGAAGAUCUCCAGUCAGAACGACAGGCGUCCCUGCUUCUGGAGAGCUCAGCGCCAGUAGAGAAUGUGUUUGUGGAUAAGAAAGCGGUGGAUAAACUCACAGAGGGAUUACUGUCUCACUACCUACCAGAUCUGCAGAGCUCUAAACGAGCACUUCAAGAGCUCACACAAAAUCAGCUGAUAUUAUUAGACACACUGGACCAAGAGGUCACCAAGUUCAGAGAAUGUAAUGCCUUACCCGACCUCAAUUCACUGUUUAUGGAGGCGAAGGUUUACCACAAUAAACUGGUGAACAUAAGGAAAGAGAUGAUUAUGCUCCACGAAAAGACAACGAAACUAAAGAAAAGAGCUCUGAAGCUGCAGCAACAGAAGCAGAAGGAGGCGCUGGAGAAGGAGCAGCAGCGUGAGAAGGAGCUGGAGAGAGAAAGGCAGCUUAUUGCCAAACCUGCUAAAAGAACAUAGGAUCCCCACGUACCGUAUCCCUGCUGUAUUAAAGGACCAUACAGGUGCUUUUGCAUGUUUUGGCCUAUUUAUUACAUAUCAACUGUACAUCACAUUACUGCUGGCGGCCAUUUUCCAAAGCGCAAGUAUUUUAUUAGUGUUUUUUAAGAUAAUUUUUGGGGCAUUUUGCCUUUAUUUGACAGACAGCACAGUAGAGAUUCAGACAGGAACAGAGCAGGAGAGAUGAGACGCAGUCAAGACUUCCAACCAGUUCCCUACAGGGGUCUUUGUAGUCACAUGGUAUCCAUCUCAGGCUCCAACACACCACCAUUUGCAUUUUUUAAUAUGUUUCCCUUCCAUCCAGGCUGCCAUUGAAAUCUACUUGAAAUAUGCUUGAUACAUUUAAUCCACAAUACAGAACAUUAUGUCUUCUUUUUCAUUGUCCACCAUAAAACAUUGUUACAUAGUAAUGCAGUUGACAGUGCUCACUGAUGUGACAAGUUUGCUCUGAAUUAUUGCACAAUACCACAGUUUAGACAAUAAAGGUAGAUGAUUUUAUUGCUUUGUUGCCGCUCAUCGAAAACAGGUUUCAGCCGGUUUGAAGUGCGGGCCAGGCCACAUUCAUUGCAUUUGUGACAUUAGAAAUGGACUUCAGUCCAGGUUUACCACCUGUUUCCUCUUUGGUUCGUUUCCAACUGUAUUACAGCAAACACUGUGAAUGUCUGUAAUAUAAUUUCCUUAACUUAGAGGACAUGAGUUGUUAAUCUUGACUCAUGUUGUUUCUUGAAACGGAAACACAGUGGCUGUCCACAAUUUAAGAAGAAUCCAUUCAAAAAACCUUGAAGACAGUCAUAUGCUUUGGAAAAUGGUUCACUUCACAGACAGUGUAUGUGACUCUUAGUAAAGGGGCUAAAACCUGCAAAAACUGAUCCUUCUAUCUCUGAGAUUGCCAAGCUCACCACAAACCAAAGACAUGGACUAAAUCAUCAAAUGCUGGCACUUCCCACUAUCAACCUCUGAUGACACAAACACAAGCACUUCCCCGAGAGUGGAACAAAUGACUCAAAGACACUUUUGCAGUCAUCAGACAAUGACCAGGAGGAGAAUUGGUGCGUUUGCUGUCUUUUCUUAAAGUGUUAAUAUAUGUUGUUCCUGGGCUUCAUGCCCUGUUAAUGUUGAAUGUUAUAAAACAGGUAUGUUGUUUAAAAUCAAAAAAUUGUCUGCACUAAAUUUGACUGACUGUAUUUCUGGGGUCCAGAUAAUAUGAUAAUUGAUGAUAAUAUGCACCAAACUUUGCCCCCACCAUACACAGCAUCUGUAAAUUUGUGUAACAGACCUUUCAAGAGGCCUCUAUGCACUACCUAUGCCUGGAACCCCACUGUUUGUACUAUUAAUAAUA